This is a messenger RNA of Cladophialophora yegresii CBS 114405, 1206 nucleotides long. RefSeq lists its product as uncharacterized. The record is from RefSeq and is a predicted model, not a curated record. Bases 1 to 1206 code for a protein of 401 amino acids. NCBI's taxonomy places the organism in Eukaryota, Fungi, Ascomycota, Eurotiomycetes, Chaetothyriales, Herpotrichiellaceae. Gene Ontology annotation, molecular function: phosphatidylinositol transfer activity. The transcript has a single exon.
AUGUCGGUAGACGUGGCAAGCAAUGCGACAACAUCCAAUGGGUCCGCCGACCCCGAAAAAGCGGCUGCGGAUCUGGCGACACGAGUCGGACAGGUGAAAAUCGAGGACGACACAGCCCCGGCGGUGGAUAUACCUGUGCACGAUGUCAACAGUGCAAAUGAGACUGCUAUCGCCGCCAACGGGAACGUAGCAGAGAAGCACGCCGAGAUUGCAUCAUCUGCUCCGAAGCUGAACCUCCCUCACACCGCUUCUGAUGGACUUAUCAAAACGCCGUUAGCAGAGCCCCUAGACACCUCGAAGCCCGUUGUGAGGCCAGCAUUGACGGCGGAACAGGAGACAAAAUAUGCCGCAGUCUACAAGAAUGUGUCUGCAUGGACCGAGAUACCAGAGACAUCAGCCAAGGGGUCCAAGGCCGCAGCAAUGACAGACUCGGAGCGCAUGUUCCUGACACGGGAAUGCCUACUCCGCUAUCUAAGAGCUACAAAAUGGAAUGCGGCACAAGCUGAGACCAGAUUGAGAGAUACGCUGGUAUGGCGACGCGAGUAUGGCCUCGAGAAACACACAAAGGACUAUAUCUCUGUCGAGAAUGCCACUGGCAAGCAACUGAUUCUGGGUUGGGACAACGAAGGCCGACCAUGCCAGUACAUGCGGCCGUCCAAGCAGAACACUGAGCGGAGCGACAGGCAGAUUCAGCAUUUGGUGUUCAUGCUUGAGCGAUCGAUUGAUAUGAUGCCACCCGGGCAGGAGACUUUAGCGCUGCUCAUCAACUUUGCAGAGACUAAGUCCGGCCAGGGGGCGACCGUGUCGCAGGGCAAGCAGACACUCAACAUCUUACAGAACCACUAUCCGGAACGCCUUGGAAGGGCUUUGGUGACCAAUGUGCCCUGGUACAUCUGGGCUUUCUUCAAGCUGAUCAAUCCAUUCAUCGACCCUUUGACGCGUGAGAAAAUCAAGUUCAACGAGGACUCGGGCAUCCAUGUACCUCGAGAGCAGCUACUGAAGGAGAGCGGCGGAUUGGUGCAAUUUGAGUACGACCAUGAGAUAUACUGGCCGGCUCUCAAUGACUUGUGCGAGCUGAAGCGGCAAGAGUACCAGGCACGAUGGGAGAAAGGCGGAAAGAAGAUCGGAGAGUACGAAGGGUACCUCAAGGGAGGAGACGAGAAGUCGCUGGUUGAGCGGGAGACGGAGGGUCAGUCGUCUGUUUAG